Molecule: messenger RNA, 424 nt
Organism: Anolis carolinensis (green anole)
Lineage: Eukaryota; Metazoa; Chordata; Lepidosauria; Squamata; Anolidae
Product: omwaprin-a
Exons: 3
Coding region: 70-309 (79 amino acids)
Cellular component (GO): extracellular region
Molecular function (GO): peptidase inhibitor activity
Source: RefSeq, a predicted model, not a curated record
CCAUUCUGUACUCCAAAUAUUUUAAGUCUAGCUUUCUAUAAAAACUGAAAGCCAAUAUCAGAAGGUGCCAUGAAGACCCUUUGCGGCUUCCUUCUUUUCAGUGUCUUAGUCCUUUGGGUGGUGCUGCCACCUGCAAGUUUGGAAGGGACAACAGUGAGACCUGGACGCUGCCCUCCUUUUUCCAAAAUAGGAUGUGUUGAACCUCAGCAAGAUAGAUGCAAAGUGGAUGCAAAGUGCCCAUGGCCAAAGAAAUGCUGUUAUCAACCCUGUUCUCUUCGUUGUGUGGAUCCUAUAAAAAGGAUAGAUUAAUACCUUGAUGUGAACCUAUGGAAAUAAUGCCUUACAAAACACCCCAUUGUUUCUCUCUACUGGCAUAGCAAAGAUUCACACAUGAUUCUAAAUAUACUAAACUUAAGCAACAGGA